AUGGAGCUUGACAUGCAAAAAAUAAAAAUUCCGAGGUUUUCGGGCGAGGCCACCAAGUCGGAAGACUUCAUCUCCAUCAUCGAUACUCUAUUGCGCUUUUCCACCAAAUCUCCCGACGACUAUGUUAUCACUCUCCGAACGUUCUUCGUUGCAGGUAGCAUAGCAAUGGACCGGUACGACAAGCAAAUCAAAGGCAAAGUAAGGGUGUGGGAAGAGCUGGUGAAGAAAUUCAAGCAGAGAUUUCAAAUGAAACUAUCAUCGUUCUGGGAGUUAUAUCAAGUAGCUUGGGAACAUCGAGACCGCAGCGCCCUUUUCCAGGAUGUCGAUCCGAGCCAAAAGUACCAAUCCCUCAAAGUUCUCUUCCCACUCACUGAAGACGCCCAAGAACGCAUAUUGGUCGCUUCUGAAUAUCGAGCCGCUCUUUCCGAUGCAAAACGCUGGUUUGUCGGAGAAACACCCUCCAAAACAAAGUUUACACAGGAGGACUCUUAUUGGAGGCCACCGGUUUCUGAGGAUGAAGGUGAAGGUGAAGACCAGCAAAUGGAUAUCGAUCACCCAGAUCUCGAUGACACUGACUGGUCCGAUCCAAUAUGCCCCCAUACUACCUUUAUCGUCUGUGGGAUGCCCGGCAUCGGGAAGAGCGUCUUUCUAUAUUACGUUCUUGUAGAACGUCUCCUCCGAAAUCUUCCCACUUGUCUCCAGAUCGAACCCGACUGCUUUACCUAUUGGUGCGCCGAGGGCGUGUCUGAGAUCCAAAUGAAUGAAUUCAAACGCCCCCUAUCCAAGGAUGUCUGGUUUCUUGUCGAUUCAAACCAGGACAUCACACGUCCCCACCGCAACAUAUUGACUUCCGGUGCACGGGUACUCCAAGUGGCUUCCCCACGGAAGUCUCACCUCGAGUGGACGGAGAAGCGGACUACCUUCACCUAUAAGUGGUUCAUGAAGCCCAGUCCGUUACCAGAGCUGCUAAUGAUGCGGCCUCUUUGGCCUUUUUGGCGUAGUGCCCUGACAGAUGAACAAGCGACGACAUUUGUGGAGGAAUAUGGGCCAUCCCCUCGCCUUAUCAUGUCCUAUGCCGCUCGUCCCGACGAAUACUGUCAUGACCUGCAGUCCACGAUUAACCUACUCACUUUCGACAAGCUCAAACAACUGUUUAUUGAGAUGAAACAUUCGAACAUGAACGACGACAGUCUUUCGCAUUGCACCUUUGGUGUAUAUCCGGAUGCUCAACGUAACCGAACUACAGUCGAUUACCUUACAAGAAAUAUUUUUGGUCUCGUAAAAGCAACUUUCUCUACCAACUGGAAAUUACAUGCCCGGGACAUGUAUAGACUGUUCAACGCAGCUUCGGGGACACGAGGCGCCGCAGGGCAUCUUGUGGAGGAUAUACUUCAUGGGGACUUGCCAAUGGGGGGUUACCGGCAGGUAACGCAGCUGCGCAAGCGUGGAAAAAGGUUACAACCGCAAAAGAACACCAUCUUCACGACACCCACCCCCGAAGAGUCUAGAAACGACAAAUACUUUUUCAUCGGUUCCGAUCCAGGCAUUGUCGAAGCCGUCCCCGAAACUCAUGACCCCCAACCUCUCAGGGUAUAUCGGUACUAUGAAUCCAAUGAAGUUGAAUCCAUUGACUUCAGCAAGCUGGGCUACUAUCGACCUUAUGCUCACAAUCAAGCAACGUUCGAUUCCUUGAUUGUGAAUCACCGGCAGAACUCUGUAUUUGCGUUGCAAUUUACUGUUUCAGGUGAACACAGCGUCAACAAGUACGGAAUGUAG
Molecule: messenger RNA, 1776 nt
Organism: Marasmius oreades (fairy-ring Marasmius)
Lineage: Eukaryota; Fungi; Basidiomycota; Agaricomycetes; Agaricales; Marasmiaceae
Exons: 3
Coding region: 1-1776 (591 amino acids)
Source: RefSeq, a predicted model, not a curated record